Glarea lozoyensis ATCC 20868 is the source of this 1308-nucleotide messenger RNA. Its product is annotated as (Trans)glycosidase. Gene Ontology annotation, cellular component: cytoplasm; fungal-type cell wall. Gene Ontology annotation, molecular function: 1,3-beta-glucanosyltransferase activity. Gene Ontology annotation, biological process: fungal-type cell wall (1->3)-beta-D-glucan biosynthetic process. NCBI's taxonomy places the organism in Eukaryota, Fungi, Ascomycota, Leotiomycetes, Helotiales, Helotiaceae. The transcript is spliced from 3 exons. The coding region runs from base 1 to 1308 and encodes 435 amino acids. The record is from RefSeq and is a predicted model, not a curated record.
AUGUUUUCCAGAGCUAUUCUGGCAGCGAGCUUGCUUGCAGGUUCUGCUAUUAAUACCGCCAAUGCGCUGCCUACCAUUUCUGCGGUAGGAUCCAAGUUUUUCGACAGCAAUGGAUCGCAAUUUUUCAUGAAGGGUAUCGCGUAUCAACUUACACCAGCUGAUCCUCUCGCCGAUACCGAACAAUGUCAACGCGAUGCGAGCUUGAUGAAGACAUUGGGCGCCAACACCAUCCGAGUUUACCACGUUGAGCCAAAUGAGAACCACAGCGGGUGUAUGAGUGCUUUUGAGGAUGCUGGAAUUUAUGCGCUCAUUGAUCUCGACACCUUUACCACCGAUAUUGAUCCUCUUGCAGUAUCAUGGAAUCAAUCGCAAUUCGACGCCUUUGCUCGAGUUAUGGAUUCAUUCGCAGACUACGAUAACGUUCUUGGUUUCUUCAUUGGUAACGAGGUUAUCGCAAUGAACAACCAAUCUCUCGCCGCUCCAUACAUCAAGGCUGCCGCUCGCGAUAUGAAAGAAUACAGAGAUAGCAAAGGUUACAGAAAGAUUCCGAUCGGUUAUUCAGCUGCUGAUAUCGCUGAACUCCGACCUAUGCUUCAAGAUUACCUUGCCUGCGGAACUAACUCUUCCGAGGCCAUCGAUUUCUUUGGCUUGAAUGCAUAUGAGUGGUGCGGGAGCAACACUAUGCAAACAUCUGGUUACAACACUCUCAACACUUAUGCUGAGAACUUGAACAUCCCAAUUUUCUUUUCCGAAACUGGUUGCAACACUGCAAGACCUAGAGACUUUGCCGAUCAAAGCGCAAUUCUGGGCCCAGAUAUGGAUUCUCUUUGGUCUGGCGCUAUCAUUUAUGAGUGGAUUGAGGAAGCUAAUAAUUACGGUCUUAUCUCAUACGGUACAAGCGUUGCUGCUACUGUCACGGCUACCAAUAUCGAAGGUGGUUUCACUCGAGGUGGUACCCCAACUCCAGUCUCCCCAGAUUUCACCAAUCUCCAGAAUCAAUGGAAAACUCUCAACCCAACUGGUGUCAAGUCUUCCGACUACAAGCCAUCAGUCACCCCACCACCAUGUCCUGCCUCUACCGCCGGCGGCUGGCUCGUCGAUGGUGAUGUGAAACUUCCAAGUGUUGGCCAGGUCUUACAAACUGGUUCCGCUUCCACCACCGCACCAGUCGCUGCCGCCAGCAGCACUCCAACCGGAACGGCAGCCAACCCAACCAGCACGAAAGCAGGCGCAAACGGAGGAAAAGAGAUUACAGGAAUGAGCAUCGGACUUGUCGGUGUGAUGUUGGGGUUCAUGUACUGGCUAUAA